Seminavis robusta is the source of this 1593-nucleotide messenger RNA. The record is from the annotation of a GenBank genome assembly. NCBI's taxonomy places the organism in Eukaryota, Bacillariophyta, Bacillariophyceae, Naviculales, Naviculaceae.
AUGAUACUGAAACGAGUUAGUUUGGUGCUCUUAUCUGCAGCAGCGCUCUUCGUGGCGGGAACAGAAGCCGCCUUGAAAGGGUCGUCAAGACAAGAGGAGGAUGGUGUUCCCAACAGAAGAGACUUGGGGAGCCAUGCUAUGAGAUACAGGCAUCACGUUGCCAUUCAGGAGGCAUUUGCUGCCCAGCAGGGACACUAUGCAGAAGACGACGAUACACACCACAGUGGGGGCUACCUUCACGUGCACGACAGCAGCACAUACUACGACUACCACGUUCACGAAGCGAACUAUCUGUCACCAGACAUUACACCCAGACCUUUCACUAAUUGUAUCCCCGAGUCUUAUCAUGAGAACAACAGGAACCAUGGGAAACACAAACAUAAGCAUGGCAAGAACCACCAUGAUCACAAACACAAACACCAUCCCCACAAACAUCAUCACCAGAAGGUUGCAAAACACCACUUGCACACUGGCAGCAAAUCCAAAUCCAAGGCGAGGAACCACGCCGAUGACGACGGUGGCUAUCACGGUGACGACGAUGGCUAUCAGCAUGACGACCACAACUAUGAUGGUCAUGACGAACACGAGCACGAACACGAUGAUGAUGCAACGGCAGCUGCUGCAGGCACAGGAGACUAUCUCACAGCACACGCAACGUACAGCAAGGGAAGAGGUCACGGAGGUCAUGAUGAAGAUACGAGAUACUCCAAGGCUAAGGGCUCUAAGGGCUCCAAAAGCUCCUAUUACCGUCAACGAAACUUGGGGCACCACAGACAAGGACGCGGAAAUCACCACCAAGGAAGAGCAAGAAGAGGUUACCGAGGUAGCAUCCGAAAACGUCAAGGCGAUGGCGACGGUGUCAAGACUAUGUUUGGCACCGUCAAAAUGACGACUACCAGUGAAGACCUGCUGCUUAUCCAGGCAGAAGACUUCGACGAAGACUUAUCAGAACCACAGCUGCCAAAGACCAAGAAGUACAACCACUUCCAGCACCACCACCACGGUGAAGAGGAAGAGGAACAUCUCCCCAUUUGUCCCAAUACCACUCCUGUUCGCAGGACAUUCGGGCCCGUCCCGACUAUUCCACCACGAGGUGCGCCAACGAUUGCUCCGGGCAAUGCUACAGCUCCAACCGUGUCGCCACCAGGUGCUGGGCCAGCUCCGGGCCCCGAUGGAACCACGCGUGUUUUUAUCAUGCCUAGUUCCAGUUUGAGCUUUGGUCUGUUCGAAGAGACAACUCCGCGAGCGGCAACACAAGAGGAAAUCGAUGCACUGUUGGCCCGUACGUCCGAGUGGUAUGUUAUGAAGCUACAACCAAUUUUCCCAACACUGGUAAACUUCGAAACCGUGUUUUUGGAUCAAGUGUUCGACACGUCAGCUGAGUACCCCAUCAAAAUCGAUUUCGAUGCUGUCGCAGACUUCGAGCCUGGCACCGAACCCACUGUCGAUGAAAUCUUCAUGGCAAUGCAGAACCAAGACUAUCAAGUUUAUAUUACGGAAGCAGUAUGGACAGAGGACCAGUCCGGAGGUAUUUUCGAAUCGACCCAACGUUCCACAUUCAAUGCCCGUGUUGUAGGCACCGGCGGAAGGUAG